Nyctereutes procyonoides (raccoon dog) is the source of this 4161-nucleotide messenger RNA. It is a transcript of the gene ICE2, whose product is annotated as interactor of little elongation complex ELL subunit 2. Gene Ontology annotation, biological process: snRNA transcription by RNA polymerase II; positive regulation of transcription by RNA polymerase III; snRNA transcription by RNA polymerase III. NCBI's taxonomy places the organism in Eukaryota, Metazoa, Chordata, Mammalia, Carnivora, Canidae. The record is from RefSeq and is a predicted model, not a curated record. The coding region runs from base 173 to 3112 and encodes 979 amino acids. Gene Ontology annotation, cellular component: transcription elongation factor complex. The transcript has 16 exons.
CGGACGCGCGCGACAGUGUGAGGAGUGGGGUGGAGCAUGUGUGGAGCGGGGGCCGCGGCCCAGGCCAGAGCCGCCGCGGACCACGAGAUUCUGGAGAAACCCUGCGUCCCUCUGGAGCCCGCACUGCCAGGCAGCAGAACUGUGAGCUAGAGUGAAGCAGAAAUCUAGGAAUAUGAGCUCCAUGAUGGCCAUGGGGGAACCAAGGCUGAACUGGGAUGUUUCCCCCCAAAAUGGCCUUAAGACAUUUUUCUCUCAAGAAAAUUAUAAAGACCAUUCCAUGGCUCCAAGUUUAAAAGAACUAUAUGUUUUAUCUAACAGACGUAUAGGAGAAAAUUUGAAUGCCUCAGCAAGUUCUGUAGAAAAUGAGCCGGCAGUUAGUUCAGCAACUCAAGCAAAGGAAAAAGUUAAAACCACAGUUGGAAUGAUUCUUCUUCCAAAACCAAGAGUUCCUUAUCCUCGUUUCUCUCGUUUCUCACAGAGAGAGCAGAGGAGUUAUGUGGACUUGUUGGUUAAAUACGCAAAAAUUCCUGCAAAUUCCAAAGCUGUUGGAAUAAAUAAAAAUGACUACUUGCAGUACUUGGAUAUGAAAAAACAUGUGAAUGAAGAAGUUACUGAAUUCCUAAAGUUUUUGCAGAAUUCUGCAAAGAAAUGUGCACAGGAUUAUAAUCUGCUUUCUGAUGAUGCUCGUCUCUUCACAGAGCAAAUUUUAAGAGCUUGCACUGAACAAGUGAAAAAGUAUCCAGAGUUCUAUACUCUCCAUGAAGUCACUAGCUUAAUGGGAUUCUUCCCCUUCAGAAUAGAGAUGGGAUUAAAGUUAGAAAAAACUCUUCUUGCAUUGGGCAGUGUAAAAUAUGUGAAAACAGUAUUUCCCUCAAUGCCUGUGAAGUUACAGCUCUCAAAAGAUGACAUAGUUACCACUGAGACACCAGAAAAAACAGCUGCAGCUAUGCAUUAUGAUAUUAGUAAAGAUCCAAAUGCAGAGAAGCUUGUUUCAAGAUAUCACCCUCAGAUAGCUCUAACUAGUCAAUCAUUAUUUACAUUAUUAAAUAAUCAUGGACCAAACUACAAGGAACAGUGGGAAAUUCCUGUGUGUAUUCAAGUAAUACCUGUUGCAGGUUCAAAACCGGUUAAAGUAAUUUAUAUUAAUUCACCACUUCCCCAAAAGAAAAUGACAAUGAGAGAGAGAAAUCAAAUCUUCCAUGAAGUUCCAUUAAAAUUCAUGAUGUCCAAAAACACAUCUGUUCCAGUCUCUGCAGUAUUUAUGGACAAACCAGAAGAUUAUAUGUCUGAAAUGGAUAUGUCUUAUGAAGUUAAUGAGUGCCGAAAGAUUGAGUCCCUUGAAAAUUUGGACCUGGAUUUUGAUGGUGAUGUCACAGAACUUGAAACUUUUGGAGUAAACACCACCAAACCAUCAAAGUCACCAAGUCCAGCAAGUAUUUCCACAGUACCCAACACGACAGAUACUCCCACAGCUCCCAGCACAGCAACCACAUCUGUGGUACCAACUGCACCAGAUAUUUCUGCUCAUUCUAGAAGUUUAUCUCAGAUUCUGAUGGAACAGUUGCAAAAGGAGAAACAGCUGGUGACUGGUAUGGACGGUGGCCCUGAAGAGUGCAGAAAUAAAGAUGAUCAGGGAUUUGUACCAUGUGGUGAAAAACCAUCAAAUUCUGACAACUUUUUGGCGCAGGAUAAUAACUUGAAAAUGUCUGAUUCUUUACAGUUAGAAAGUUCUACAGAAAUUGAAACUUCUCAUAAAAAUGAUUUGACUACUGAUAAGGUAUAUGCCCCUGAAAACCUGAAUGUUCUAGAGAACACAGACAAUUCAAAGGAAAAGACUAUUACCUCAGAACCAGUAAGAAGUGAAGAUGUAAUUCUUUGCAAUAGUGAUACAGAUGAAGACUGUUUAAUCAUUGAUACAGAAUGUCAAAAUAAUAGUAAUGGAAAGACAACUGAUAAGAAUUCUAAUUUAAGUUCUAAACCAGCUAGCCCCAAUUCUUCCUCAGCACAGGCCUCUGUAGGAAACCAGACUAAUGCUACUUGUAGUCUUGAAGAGUCAUGUGUUUUAAAAAAACCUAUUAAACGAGUAUAUAAAAAAUUUGAUCCAGUUGGAGAAAUUUUAAAAAUGCAGGAUGAACUCCUGAAACCAAUUUCCAGAAAAAUACCUGAAGUGCCCUUAAUGAAUUUGGAAAAUUCUAAACAACCUCCUGCUUCUGAGCAAUCUGCUCCUUCAGAUGCCUCUAGUUGGCCAAAAUCUGUAUGGCCUUCUGCAUUUCAGAAGCCAAAAGGACGAUUGCCAUAUGAACUUCAGGACUAUGUUGAAGAUACAUCAGAAUAUGUAGCUCCCCAGGAAGGAAAUUUUGUUUACAAGUUAUUUAGCCUGCAAGACUUGUUGUUACUUGUGCGAUGCAGUGUCCAGAGGAUAGAGACCAGACCACGUUCUAAAAAACGGAAGAAAAUCAGAAGACAAUUUCCAGUUUAUGUACUACCAAAAGUGGAAUAUCAAGCUUGUUAUGGUGUUGAAGCUCUAACUGAAAGUGAACUUUGCCGCCUGUGGACUGAAAGUUUAUUGCAUUCCAACUGCUCAUUUUAUGUUGGGCACAUCGAUGCAUUUACUUCAAAACUUUUUCUGUUAGAAGAAAUUACCUCAGAAGAAUUAAAAGAAAAACUUUCAGCACUCAAGAUUUCAAGUUUAUUUAACAUCCUCCAACACAUUCUAAAGAAAUUGAGUAGCUUGCAGGAGGGUUCCUACUUGUUGUCUCAUGCAGCAGAAGAUUCUUCUCUCCUGAUCUACAAGACCUCUGAUGGAAAAGUUACUAGGACAGCGUACAAUUUGCACAAAACACAUUGCGGCCUUCCCGGUGUGCCUUCCAGUCUGUCAGUUCCCUGGGUUCCUUUAGAUCCCAGUCUGUUAUUACCGUAUCAUAUCCAUCACGGAAGAAUACCUUGUACUUUUCCACCUAAAUCACUAGGUCCCACACCACAGCAAAAGGUUGGUGGAACAAGAAUGCCUACACGCAGCCGCAGGAAUCCAGUUUCUAUGGAAACCAACAGUCUGCCUCCUCAGCAAGUUGAAAAUGAAGGAGAAGCUCCAAAUAAAAGAAAAAUAACUUAAGGACUCUAUCAUGGAAAAUGAAGAAAAACUAGUUGUAACAACGUUCAAUUUAGAAAAGUUUGAGGGGGAAAUAUGCCUAGAAGAUCAGUGGAUAAGAUGAACAUUUUUCUUUUAGUGUCCUUGAGAGUUCUUGGAGUGCCUUGAAAAAAAUAUAUUGGCUACGUGAAGGAGUGUUUCAGUAAAAUGGAAUGUUACACCCUUAACACUUGAUGUUUGAGGAGAAUCUAGAUAUGUUUUAACAUUAUCAUGGCAGGGAAACAGAGAAGAGAAGUAUUUUUAUAGUAGACCUUUUCCAAAAACUGUAAAUAGGAAAAUAAUCUACUUUUUUCAAGAGCAAUAUUUAUCAUUGUGUGUUAUGUUAAUAAUAUGAAUUAUCACAUUGACUCAGAAAGUUGAAUCUUGCCACUGUCAGAAUUCUGAGCCAAUAUAAACCUUGCUUCUGACCCAUUGUGACAGUUUUUAUAUACUACUUCAAAAUGAUGAUUGUUGCAAGUUAAUAAAGUUAACAUCUUUAAAUACUUGAUGAAAUUCCGUUGCACAAGCCAAAUAUCAAAAUUAAAAAUAAACAAGUCCAUGUCUCUGAAAAGUCACAAGUUAAUGAUUUCUUGUUGGUCAAUCAUCAGUUGAGAAAAAAACAGCCUUCCAUGUGUGUUAUAGGUUUGGCGAUGGAUCCCUCUCUCUUGGCACAAGUUUCAGCCUAGUGUUGAAAUAUGCUGCUGAAAGCAGAGAUGAUUGUGUUUCCCAAAAAAAUUUCAUUAUUUCAACUGACAAGGUUAAUGUAUGGUAAAAUGUAAGCUAUUUUUCCUCAUCUAUACUGAUUAAAUGUCCUAGGACCACAAAGAUGAAUUUGGCAAAGCUCGUGAGCACCUGGUGUUACUAUAGCCAGUUUGGACUUAAGAACGAAUGGACUUAUUCAAUUUUUGUAUCUUUGUCCAUUAAUGAGCAUUAAAGUUUCAGAAAUAUGUGCAUCAUUUGUAAAAUACAAGUUUUGUAAUCCAAAGUAAUAUAUCUACUUUGUUUUUGGAAUUUUUUAAUGUGUUUUAUAUUAA